Nicotiana tabacum (common tobacco) is the source of this 662-nucleotide messenger RNA. RefSeq lists its product as uncharacterized. The record is from RefSeq and is a predicted model, not a curated record. Lineage: Eukaryota; Viridiplantae; Streptophyta; Magnoliopsida; Solanales; Solanaceae.
ACAUGAUGGACGGGCCAAAAUUAUAAAUUUCUCAUCUCAUUCUCUUGUAGUCAAACAAUCCUUUUCUCCCAACACCAAACUCCCCCUCUUUCCCACCGUUUCUUCUUCCUUGGCCUAUUCUCCAUAUUUCUGCCUUUGCUUGCUCUUGUUAUCUCCUCUGCUUCAAGUGGAUAAAACAGGGGAGGGCUAGACUGGUGGUGGUAACAUACUAAGAUGGCAGAUAGCAGCAGUAUUGAAGAGUUUUCUGUCUCCUCUCAAGAUCACGAGACCACUGCCACUGGUAAAAAAUAUGGAGGACUUGUGCCAAAGAAGAAGCCUUUGAUUUCAAAGGACCAUGAACGUGCCUUCUUUGAUUCCGCAGAUUGGGCUCUAUGCAAGCAAGGUGCAGGAGUUGAUAAGAAAUCAGCAGUUGUUAUUGAGACAUUGCGUCCCAAGUUGCAAAGAACAGCUCAUCAACAACUACCUCCUCGAAGACCUGCUUGUACAUCUUGACAUGUUGGACCUCUGCCCACUUCAGAAUGCUGGUUAUAUAAUGUUCCUGCAGACUAAGUAGAUAAUAUAUACGUUACCCACAAAUGCAUAUUUUGUUUUGCAUAGUUAACUAUAUACUCUCUUCAACUGGAUUUGGAUAUAAUUACAAAUGGCACUUCUAAAAUCUCUCA